AUGGCUCUUCCCCAGCACCAGUUUCAACAACACUACCAACCUCAACAACAACAACAAUCUAAAAAUUUGAGGAAUUUAUACGCAAUCGACAGCCAGAUUUCUCCUGCAGUGGCGUAUUUUAAUCCCUCUAUAGUGCAAGAUCAGUCUCAGCAUCCGCCAUAUGUUCCUCCUUUUCAUGUGGUGGGGUUUGCCCCGGGUCCAGCUCCGGGUCCUGUGAAUGAUGGCAGUGAUGGGGGACUUGAAUUGCAAUGGAAUUAUGGACUGGAACCCAAGAGAAAGAGAUUGAAGGAGCAAGAUUUUUGGAGAACAAUUCCCAGAUUUCGGUUGUCUCUUGACAAUACUCGUGUUUCAUCUUCCGGUGACUCGGCUUUGUUAUCGCUUAUUGGCGAUGAUAUUGAUAGUGAAUUACAGCGACAGGAUAUGGAGGUUGAUAAAUUCCUCAAAAUUCAGGGUGACCGACUUCGGCAAACUAUCCUAGAGAAGGUCCAAGCUGACCAACUUCAAACAAUCUCACUUGUGGAAGAGAAGGUUCUUCAAAAACUUCGUGAGAAAGAAGCAGAGGUGGAGAGCAUUAAUAAGAAAAACAUGGAACUUGAAGAGCGAAUGGAACAGUUGUCUAUGGAAGCAGGUGCAUGGCAGCAACGGGCCAGAUACAAUGAAAACAUGAUAAAUGCCCUCAAGCUUAAUAUUCAGCAAGUCUAUGCUCAAAGUAGAGAUAGUAAAGAAGGGUGUGGUGAUAGCGAGGUGGAUGAUACAGCAUCAUGCUGCAAUGGCCGUGCCAUUGAUUUUCAACUGCUUUGCAAGGACGAUAAUGACAUGAAGGAGCUGAUGACUUGUAAGGUUUGCAGAGUCAAUGAAGUUUGCAUGCUUUUGUUACCUUGUAAGCAUCUCUGCCUCUGUAAGGAUUGUGAAAGUAAGCUUAGUUUUUGUCCCCUGUGUCAGUCCUCCAAGUUCAUUGGCAUGGAAGUCUAUAUGUAA
This is a messenger RNA of Dovyalis caffra, 978 nucleotides long. The record is from the annotation of a GenBank genome assembly. NCBI's taxonomy places the organism in Eukaryota, Viridiplantae, Streptophyta, Magnoliopsida, Malpighiales, Salicaceae.